ACUACCCAGCAUCUUGGGCAGGGGUUUAAAUUUGAGAGUCUUUUAGAUCUCUGGAUUUCUGGAACUUUCGGCUUGCUUUCCCCCCAGGAUUUAGUUCCCAUUUUUUCAGACAAUGCAUUGGAAUUUUUAGGAAGGGUAAGCUGAUCAUGGUGCAAACUACAGGAAUGAUUGAAGAUUGUGGGAAAAGAGGCGCUACCAUGGCAGAAAGGAGGCAGCUGUUUGCAGAAAUGCGGGCUCAAGAUCUGGAUCGUAUCCGUUUGUCCACCUACCGAACAGCAUGUAAGCUUAGAUUUGUGCAGAAAAAAUGCAACUUGCACCUAGUGGACAUUUGGAAUGUUAUAGAAGCAUUGCGGGAAAACUCUUUGAACAACUUGGACCCAACUAUAGAGCUGAAUGUGGCUCGACUCGAAGCUGUGCUGUCCACUAUUUUUUACCAACUCAACAAACGUAUGCCAACAACCCACCAGAUUAAUAUCGAGCAAUCCAUCAGUUUGCUGCUCAACUUUUUGCUGGCAGCUUUUGAUCCAGAAGGACAUGGAAAAAUAUCUGUGUUUGCUGUCAAAAUGGCCUUGGCAACACUUUGUGGAGGAAAGAUUAUGGAUAAAUUAAGAUAUAUAUUCUCAAUGAUUUCAGACACUAGUGGGAUAAUGGUAUAUGGAAAAUAUGACAUGUUUUUGCGGGAAGUUCUUAAACUGCCCACUGCAGUCUUUGAAGGUCCUUCUUUUGGUUAUACGGAACAAUCUGCAAAGUCUUGUUUUGCUCAACAGAAAAAAGUUACACUGAAUGCUUUUUUGGAUACUCUUAUGUCUGAUCCUCCCCCACAAUGUCUUGUCUGGUUGCCACUUCUACACCGAUUGGCAAAUGUUGAGAAUGUCUUCCACCCUGUUGAGUGUUCCUAUUGCCAUAGUGAGAGCAUGAUGGGAUUUCGCUAUCGAUGCCAGCAGUGUCACAAUUACCAGCUCUGUCAAGAUUGCUUCUGGAGGGGACAUGCCAGUGGUUCCCAUAGCAACCAACACCAAAUGAAAGAAUACACAUCAUGGAAAUCUCCUGCUAAGAAGUUAACUAAUGCACUUAGCAAGUCUUUAAGCUGUGCUUCCAGCCGUGAACCCUUGCACCCAAUGUUCCCUGAUCAGCCUGAAAAACCUCUAAACUUGGCACAUAUAGUGCCUCCUAGACCGGUUACCAGCAUGAAUGAUACACUGUUCUCCCACUCUGUUCCCUCAGGAAGCCCUUUCACAAACAGAAGCUCUCCUUACAAGAAUAAUGAAGUAGAGCAGGACAAAUUGCUGGCUAGGGCUGUUCCAGGUUUUUUGAAAGGCAAAGGGUUACAGUAUAGCCUCGAUGUUGCAGACAGGCUGGCUGAUGAACAUGUUCUCAUUGGGUUGUAUGUCAACAUGCUCCAGAACAACCCCUCACGUUUACUUGACAGCCCAAACCGUCUAGAUGAAGAACACAAACUGAUCGCCCGGUAUGCAGCAAGACUGGCAGCAGAGACUACUUCAUCACAGCCGCAACAGCAACCACAACAAAGAGGCACUCCAGAUAUUUCAUUUUCUAUUGAUGCAAAUAAGCAACAACGACAGCUUAUUGCAGAACUUGAAAAUAAGAACAGAGAAAUCUUACAAGAGAUUCACAGGCUGCGGCUUGAACAUGAGCAGGCAUCUCAGACCACCCCAGAAAAAGCAGCACAAAACCCUACACUCCUGGCAGAACUUCGCCUCUUGAGACAGAGGAAAGAUGAGUUGGAGCAGAGGAUGUCAGCUCUUCAGGAAAGCCGAAGAGAACUCAUGGUUCAGUUAGAAGGCCUCAUGAAACUACUCAAGGAAGAAGAAUUGAAGCAGGGAACUCAAGGGGCAGGCUCUCCUCGCUCAUCUCCCAGCCACACAAUCAGUCGGCCAAUUCCGAUGCCUAUCAGAUCUGCAUCUGCCAGCUCAACUCCAGCCCACACACCACAAGAUUCUCUGACAGGGGUGGGAGGAGAUGUGCAAGAAGCUUUUGCACAAGGUACAAGAAGAAAUUUAAGAAAUGACUUGUUGGUAGCUGCUGAUUCAAUCACCAAUACCAUGUCUUCUCUCGUGAAAGAAUUAAAUUCAGAAGUUGGAAGUGAGACAGAAAGUAAUGUGGAUUCAGAGUUUGGUCGGACUCAUUUUGAUGAUCUUGUUCCAUCACCAACUUCUGAAAAGGCUUUCCUGGCACAAAUCCAUGCCCGGAAGCCAGGAUAUCUUCACAAUGUAGCUGCUACUGGAACCAUUCGCAGUGACCUGGUUACAGAAGAUGGAGAUUCUUAUGUUAGAGCUGAUGAUGAGAACUAUGAAAAUGAUUCAGUCUGCCAACUAGAGAAUGAACUCAAGAUGGAGGAGUAUUUGAAGCAGAAAUUGCAAGAUGAAGCAUAUCAGGAAAGCUGCAGUCAAAUGAAUAAUGAAAGUGAUGUAAGAAUUGAGGAGGGGGAAGAGAAGGAGGAAGAGGAAGAAGAAGAAGAGGACAACACUCCGACUAAUGACAAAGAUAGCCUAGCUGCCAGCUUCAACAAAGAAGUGAAAAAUCAAGUGCAGCCUCUCUAACCAACUAGGUCUCCAGACUGUAGCACAAUUAUUUUGUUUGCCAAGUUCUAGUUUGUAGGUGUUUUAUUUUUGAAGAUUAAAAAAACAUGUUUUUUUUAAAAGCUAAAUUAUAUCAACUACAUCGUAUGUAACAUGGCUUAUUAUUGAUGAAGAACACUGGCUGUACUAACAAAAUAGAAACCCUUUGCACAUACUUUUAAACCUGUUCAGUUUACAAUGACAGUACUGUUUAUAUUAGGAGUUUGAUUUCCGAAUAAUUUGAGGUUUUAGAACACUUUCCUACACACUGUACAUUGUUUUUCCAUGGAGGGACUUUUAAAAAUAUAUUGAUGCAUUUAUCGUUGAAUAAAUAUACUCCUGUGUGUACAUA
Notechis scutatus (mainland tiger snake) is the source of this 2931-nucleotide messenger RNA. It is a transcript of the gene DTNA, whose product is annotated as dystrobrevin alpha. NCBI's taxonomy places the organism in Eukaryota, Metazoa, Chordata, Lepidosauria, Squamata, Elapidae. The record is from RefSeq and is a predicted model, not a curated record. Gene Ontology annotation, biological process: synaptic signaling. Gene Ontology annotation, cellular component: synapse; plasma membrane. Gene Ontology annotation, molecular function: zinc ion binding.